AUGGAAUCCCUCAAUGCCAACGAACAGCGCGAGUUCCAGCAGCUCGUCGAGAGACGACAGAUGAAGGAUUUCAUGACGAUGUACUCGAACCUCGUGCAAAGAUGUUUCGACGACUGCAUCAACGACUUCACGUCGAAGGCGGUAUCGACGAAGGAGGAGACGUGUGUCAACCGCUGCGUCGACAAGUUCCUCAAGACCAGCGAGCGCCUCGGCCAGCGCUUUGCGGAGCAGAACCAGGCCAUGAUGCAGGGUGGCGGUGCGGGAAUGGGGAAAUAA
This is a messenger RNA of Tricharina praecox, 276 nucleotides long. Its product is annotated as Tim10/DDP family zinc finger protein. The transcript is spliced from 4 exons. The coding region runs from base 1 to 276 and encodes 91 amino acids. NCBI's taxonomy places the organism in Eukaryota, Fungi, Ascomycota, Pezizomycetes, Pezizales, Pyronemataceae. The record is from RefSeq and is a predicted model, not a curated record.